This is a messenger RNA of Penicillium nucicola, 1728 nucleotides long. Its product is annotated as gamma-glutamyltransferase. The transcript has 7 exons. Gene Ontology annotation, cellular component: plasma membrane. Gene Ontology annotation, biological process: glutathione catabolic process. Gene Ontology annotation, molecular function: glutathione gamma-glutamate hydrolase. The coding region runs from base 1 to 1728 and encodes 575 amino acids. Lineage: Eukaryota; Fungi; Ascomycota; Eurotiomycetes; Eurotiales; Aspergillaceae. The record is from RefSeq and is a predicted model, not a curated record.
AUGUUGCAGCCGAUGAGAUUAGGCUUUCUGGCAAUUCUGUCGCUGCUAUUAGUUGUGACGCAUUUACCCAGAGCAUUUACAUCUCCGCUGGAACUUUCUGAGAGAGAUUCAAGCAGCGAUGGAUCCCAUGGCCAUAUUGCUCCCGGGAAGCUGGGAGCGGUUGCUAGUGAGAGCUCGAUAUGUUCCAAGCAUGGGACUGAUAUUUUGAAGAUGGGAGGAAAUGCGGCCGAUGCUUUGGUUGCAACGGAAUUUUGCAUCGGCGUUAUUGGAAUGUAUCAUAGUGGGAUUGGCGGCGGGGGUUUCAUGCUUGUCAAGGCCCCAAAUGGCACCUAUGAAUUUAUCGAUUUCCGAGAGACAGCCCCAGCCGCAGCCUUUGAGGAUAUGUAUAAAAAUAAUGAAGAGGCUUCUAUCUAUGGUGGUCUAGCCAGUGGCGUACCAGGUGAAGUCCGAGGCCUCGAACACCUCCAUAAGAGAUACGGUUCCCUUCCAUGGUCGACAGUUAUCCAACCCGCAAUCCGUACUGCGCGCGAAGGCUUCCCCGUUACAGCAGACCUGGUCAAAUACAUGAAAUCGGCCGUCGGUGACGGGGAAGAUUUCCUAACCAAGAACCCAACAUGGGCCAUUGACUUUGCGCCCAAUGGAACCAGGCUCGGGCUCGGCGAUACUAUUACUCGGCGUCGGUAUGCCGAUACUCUCGAGGCCAUCGCGGAGCGGGGCCCGGAUGCAUUCUACACGGGACCUAUUGCCGAGACUAUGAUUAAUGCGUUGCAGAGUGAGAAUGGAACUAUGACGCUGGAUGAUUUGAGCAAUUAUACUGUUGCUAUUCGGAAUACUUCGCAGAUUGACUAUCGCGGGUACAAGGUUACCAGUACUUCUGCCCCGUCUAGUGGCAUUGUUGCUAUGAGUAUCCUGAAGAUCCUGGGGACAUAUAAGGAUUUCUUCUCGACUGAGGAGGAUGUUCAUCUGAGCACUCAUCGAAUGGAUGAGGCGAUGCGAUUUGGGUAUGGAGAGAGAUCCAACUUGGGCGAUCCUUUGUUCGUCGAGGGUAUGGCUGAAUAUGAAACGGAGAUGCUUGCCCAGUCUACGAUUGACGAGAUCAGAUCAAAGAUCUCAGAUAUCCGGACCCAAAAUGUUUCCGCUUAUGACCCAUCCGGACUCGAAAGUCUGGAUACACCUGGGACUUCUCACAUCGCUGCCGCAGAUCACACUGGUCUUGCAAUCUCAGUCAUUACCACAAUCAACCUCUUGUUUGGCAGUCAUGUCAUGGUUCCUGAAACGGACUUCUCCAUCCCCGGAUCAUCCAACCAAUUUGGGUAUAUCCCAUCUGUGGCAAACUACGUCCGACCCGGCAAACGGCCUCUAUCCUCCAUCACACCAGCUAUAGUGACUCGACCUGACGGUAGUCUUUUCCUGGUUGCCGGAUCCGCAGGAGGCAGCCGUAUCAUCACUGCGACUGUACAGAACAUCAUCCACUCCAUCGAUCAAGGCCUCUCGGCCGCAGAAUCUUUGUCGAAGCCUCGUUUGCAUGAUCAGCUGGUGCCCAACCAGGUCAGCUUUGAGUACGCUUAUAAUAACGAGACGGUUGCUUUCAUGGAGGCCCGUGGCCACAAUGUCACUUGGGUUGCUCCCGGCCAGAGCACCGCUCAACUUAUCCGCAUCUUGCCUAAUGGUACUUUUGACGCAGCUGGUGAGCCGAGACAGCUGAACUCGGCUGGAUACUCUGUUUAG